CAUUAAGGGUAUUAGCUUCGUCACCUCCUCCUUUUUUCUCCCAAUACACACACACCUUUCCCCUCUCAAAGGUUCUCCAAUUCCGAUCCAAUUCAGGUGGUUGGUAUAGGGCUUGUUCGUUGACCUCAAAGUACGACUGGAGCUUUACCUUACAAAACUCUAGAACUUCACUACACUACUUAUUAACAGCAAAUUUGGGAACUUAAGAUAUGUCAAGUGGAUCUGAGAGACGGGUUUCCCGGGAGGAUAUACAACUGGUGCAAAAUCUUAUAGAACGAUGUUUACAAUUAUAUAUGAACCAGAAAGAAGUUGUCAAAAUGCUGCUGGAUGAAGCAAAAAUAGAGCCUGGUUUCACUGAACUUGUUUGGCAAAAGCUUGAAGAAGAAAAUCAGGAGUUCUUUAAGGCUUACUAUUUAAGAUUGGUGGUGAUGCAGCAAAUAACUGAGUUCAACAGGCUGCUUGAACGGCAGAUGGAUUUAAUGAAUCAACUACAGCCAACUGCAGUUGGAUCAAUACCUAACUCUAAUGGGUCGCAUAUUUCUGCAUUACAUCAGAAUCCCGCAUGCUUUGCUGCAGAGCACGUGGGAACAGCUCUGAAGCCUGAAAAUAUGCAACAUCCUGUUGGUUCUAGUUUACAGAGUGUGUUUAAUAAUGACGGAUCUUCCUUGUGCACAAGCAUGCAUAAUACAGUCGAGAUUUCUCAUCCCAAUAGGAUUGAUGCCCCCCCAAGCUUACUGUCAGCUCAAAACUCUAACAUGGGCCUGAUGCAAGGAAUUAAUGGGGGAAUGAUCAAGUCAGAACCUGGAUAUUCACGCAGUUCUCCUUACAUGUUUGGUGCUGGUAAUAGUGUCUUGGAGACACGACCAAUUAUUGGUGAUGCAUCAGUCACAUCAUAUCCAAGUGUCGAGUCCAACUGUCAAUCAAUGCCACUUUUGGUUCCAGAUGCUGCUUCUUCAUUUGGAUUUUUGGGGCAGAUUCCUAGAACUUUUAGCCUUUCUGAUCUGACUGCUGAUUUUUCUCAGCGUUCUGAAAUACUAGAAAACUAUUCACGGUCUCCCUUCCUAGUUACUGAUGAGAACUUCCUUGAAAGAGGAGAACAAGACAAUAAAAGGCUGGAUUCCGUAUCAGAAGGCUUGAGUUAUGAAGACUUCGGAAGUGAUUAAAUAGACAACACCUAGUCAUCGGCAACUUUCAGGUUCAUCAGCUUCCUUAGGAAUAAAUUGCUUGUAAAUAGAAGUCUUGAAGUCAACAUGUGUUCAAAAUUUGAGUAUUGGGUGAAGAACAUUUUUAUUUUUCUAGAUCUCUGAAGUCAUAGGUUAGUGAUGGGAGAUGAAAUCCGGAAUGCUUGCAUGGAAGGGGAAAAGCAUGGUCCACGUGGUGAUGUUCUUUGGUAUUUUGUGUUACGUAAAAUUAGUUUUUUCUACAUAUUGUUGGAUACUAGAAAAUCUACUUUGCAUGGAUUGCAUUUUGAUGAUUGGAGUUGUGGAUUGCUCUUGAAAAUGUACACUUUAGGAGUAAAAUCAGCAGCAAAUGAAGACUUUAUUGACCAAUGGAAACACGGCUAGGAAUGAUAUGAAGACUUAAAAGGAAGAACUCUCAAGUUUUAUCCAUACAACAGUUGCUAGGAUACAUGAUUUGAACAUUACACGAUGCUGAUCAGAUAAGCAUGAGCAUGUCCCCAUGAUUGGAUUUUGCACCAGUCUCAUAUCCAUUUGGUGUAUGCCUGCUAAAAUCACGUAAUCGGAAUAUUCGUAUACAACCUCAGGCCUUGUGGCAUCAGUCUUU
This is a messenger RNA of Neltuma alba, 1785 nucleotides long. RefSeq lists its product as uncharacterized. The coding region runs from base 210 to 1163 and encodes 317 amino acids. The record is from RefSeq and is a predicted model, not a curated record. The transcript has 8 exons. NCBI's taxonomy places the organism in Eukaryota, Viridiplantae, Streptophyta, Magnoliopsida, Fabales, Fabaceae.